UCUAUCAAGCGACCGAAAAGCUCAACGACGAUGGCGGAUAAUCAAAACCCUAAACCCACCGGCGAUUUAGGUCGCAAGUACCGUAACCCGCCGGACGCGGCGAACCCAGAUCCUGCGACUAUGAGAGAGCAAUGGAGAUUCGCCGUCCGUCAAUAUAGCCGAUGGUAUUCCCACGCCUGGGGCACCGCUAUCCUUGCCGGCGUCUCCUUUUUCGCACUUGGCUGGAUAAUCAAAGGUUCCAAUCCACUUCCUUCUUUCAAUCAUGAAUCUGAUUCCAAACCUCGCAAACCUGAUUCACCGACGGCAUCAGAACGCCGAUAAUCGCAAGGUUUCCCUGACCACCGUACCUUCAUAAUAAUAAUGCUUCAAUUCCAUAGCUGCUGUAAUCUGUAUGAAUAUGCGUUUCUAUGAAUGAUGAAUCAAACUUGUAAAAAUUGCUGGAAAUGACCAAAAAUGGUUUUGAUUA
Molecule: messenger RNA, 466 nt
Organism: Impatiens glandulifera
Lineage: Eukaryota; Viridiplantae; Streptophyta; Magnoliopsida; Ericales; Balsaminaceae
Exons: 1
Coding region: 31-321 (96 amino acids)
Source: RefSeq, a predicted model, not a curated record